This is a messenger RNA of Astrephomene gubernaculifera, 2122 nucleotides long. The record is from the annotation of a GenBank genome assembly. Lineage: Eukaryota; Viridiplantae; Chlorophyta; Chlorophyceae; Chlamydomonadales; Astrephomenaceae.
CAACACGUUUGUAUUAAGUGAUUGGGCUACGGUGCUGUGUCGGUUAUGCGCGAAAAAUAACAGUGUCUGCAUACGUUAUAUGCAAGCCCAGGCGCACAAGCUUCAGGCGCCCCCACGUGUACCUGUAUCACUCUCUAGAGGCAGCAUGCUUGCCGCAACAGGUGUCUGCAGGUCUCGUGCAGGACGUUUUGUAAAGUCUCUUCGGCAAUCACUCGCACAUAGCGGCUGUCCUGGCGCCCGAGUUGACGUAACCAUGUCAACGUGGGCAGGCACCGGAAUGACGCAGCAGGACUUCAUGCAGCGCGACGAGUGCCUGGUGGUGGACAACAACGACAACAUCGUCGGCACCGCCAACAAACACGACUGCCACCGCUUCGUUCCCUCACAACCCCACGGCGCCCUGCACCGCGCCUUCAGCGUCUUCCUCUUCAGCCCGGACGGCAAGCUCCUGCUUCAACAACGCGCCGCCAGCAAAGUCACCUUUCCAUCCGUCUGGACCAACACCUGCUGCAGCCACCCACUCGCCGGACAGCUGCCAGAUGAAGUCGACAAGCCGGAACAAAUCGCAGACGGCAGUGUUCCCGGCGUCAAGGCCGCCGCCGUUCGCAAACUCGCGCACGAGCUGGGCAUCCCUCCCGAACAAGUCCCCGCCUCCUCCUUCACCUUCCUCACGCGACUGCACUACUGCGCAGCCGACACGCACACCCACGGGCCCAACGCGGAAUGGGGCGAGCAUGAAAUCGACUACAUCCUGUUCGUGCGGCCGUCGCAGCCCGUGACGCUGGCGCCCAACCCAGAUGAGGUGGAUGCGGUGAAGUAUGUGGACCAGCGGGAACUCGCGGCCAUGAUGGAUCCCAGCUCGGGGUUGCGGUGGUCGCCCUGGUUUCGGAUCCUGGCGGAGCGCUUCCUGGACGGCUGGUGGGAGGAUCUGGAUUUGACGCUAGGGACCACCCUGCACCACGACCAUGCCACCAUUCAUCGCAUAUUGUAGGAGCGGAGGGAGGGUAUAAUGUAGCGGCGAAAAGGGGAGGAGGGAAGGGAUUGGGACAAAGUUAGUAACGGUAGUGGAAGAGGGUGAGAAGGGAGGAGCUGCAAGGGGCUGGGCGACGAUGGGGUAAGGUGCCUGGUAGAAGGGGGCUGAGCGUGAGAGGGACGUGUGCGGGAGGAGGAGAGGUGUGCAGUGGGGAGCUGAUGUGGUUGCAGGGGCAGGGCAGCUUUUGCGCAGAUGAGGGAGAGGACUAGCGUGCGCGCUCCUGUUUCCUGCUUCGUAACUAGGUUCCAGUACUGUUUUAGGCUUUUAGCACAGUACCGAAUUGCAGCAAGCAAACGUGUUCUGCUUCGGAGCUGGUUCGUAGUACCAUUCAGCGGUGCGUGAGGACAGCAAAAGGGGGCCACGAUGUGUGCGACAGCUGUCUCGGGUGCUCAACCCGUUACGCUCGCUUCCUCGAUAACGAAUGUGAAUAUGAAUGCAGGUGGUGUUGCAUGGGAACGCAUGAUUGUUGGUAAAAGUAGGGUUCCUCGGGCUUGACAAGUUGACUACACAAGACCCUUGGACGCUUAAGGUCUUGCUGGCAGGGCGCUUGUGUGGAUGAGUAGCCUGGUCGCCUCGACUGCCGAAUGCGGAUGGGCAGCUUUAGGAAUGGUUUGGGAGGGGGUGCGCAGGAGGUGCGAGGCUAGAUGCCGGUAAGCUACUCAAACGCUAAGUUUGGCAAGCGCUCAUCUUGUUUUUUUACUCGGCAGUCCUGCGUCUGUCCUUUUGGUCGAGUAUGGCUGCAAAGUGGUUAAAGCCGCAGCCCGUCAGUAGCUAGGACAUGCAUGGAUUAUGCAUGAUUCCGUGCAUGCGUGCGGGGAGGCACCAGGUGCCCGGCACGGCCUUGCCAUGCUAGGGGGGCGACAGCCCGUCCUUACAGCAGCAACGGCAGCGGCCAGUUCCUGGACACGGGACCGCUGCGCCUCCAACAACACGUAUUAACACAUCUCUAACCUCCUUCCCGUACAAUUGUACGAUCUUUGUACCUCUUUGCAUGAACAUGAAACCCAUUCGCAUCCGCCCUACGAGCACCUUCUUCCUCAUGUAUUAUACCCUCAUGCGUGCCACCCCCCGCGCGGCAACCAUAAGGCC